AUGGUCAAAAUCGGAGGAUCCAAGUCCGGUGACACCGCCGAUCAACACAAGACCCCUGUCUGCAAAGGGGACAUGGACAAAUUUAUCAAAAAAGCAGCUUCUGCUUAUGUGGCGCGGGAAAGCAAGAUGGCACCGGCCUCACCACGCGCUGCAGGCCGCCCACAGAAAGACCCGUCUGAUUCGUCUCAAGAUGCAAUGAUAGAGACAGACAACUUACCUAUCUCAAGAUCGUAUCUCAAGGAUGUUCUUACCUCCUCUCUAACAGCAGCUCUGGAGCCUCUGAGCACGGACCUCACAGCGAUCAAGCAGGACGUUCGGCAAAUCGGCAGUAGAGUCGAGGUCCUAGAGGAAUCACAAGCGGUCCUGAAAAAUAAUCACACUGUGGUCACAGAAUUUUUCCUCUUAGGAUUUCAGGUCAACCAAGAUUUAAGAAUUUUGCUCUUCUCUUUUCUACUAUGUGUUAACUGUUGUACCCUUGUUGGAAACCUACUGAUCAUCACCCUGAUCUCCACCAGUAGGACCCUCCAUACUCCAAUGUACUUCUUCAUCUCACAACUGUCCAUCGUGGACAUCUUGUUGACCACAGAUAUCACCCCCUUUAUGCUGUAUAUUCUGCUUAAAAAUGGGGCGACCAUUACUUUUAUUGACUGUAUGAUUCAGCUGUAUUUUUUCUGUGCUCUGGAAAUAUUUGAGUGUCUCCUCCUCACAGUGAUGUCUUAUGACAGAUAUGUGGCCAUCUGUAAUCCCCUCCAUUACACCUCUAUCAUGACUAAUGAAUAUUGUGUGAAACUUGUUGUUAUUUGUUGGUCGGCAGUUUUUUUAUUAGUAGUUGUUGACACUUUAACAAUAUUAAUGCUAAAGUUUUGUGGAACAAAUAUUAUUGACCAUUUUUUCUGCGAUAUUGUUCCAUUGAUAAAAGUUGCCUGUUCAGGCACUCAAUUUGUUGAAUUAGAACUUUCUGUACUUGGCCCGGCAGUACUUCUUAUACCAAUUGCAAUAAUAAUAGUGUCAUAUGUCAACAUUAUUGUCACCAUCUUAAGGAUUCCAUCUAAUAUCAGUAGACAGAAAGCCUUCUCCACCUGUAGCUCCCACCUCACUGUUGUCUCCAUAUUUUACGGGACUCUGUUCAGUGUUUAUCUUGUGCCAAAAAAAGGACAAUCAUCGACCAUCAGUAAAGUCCAAUCACUGUUUUAUACCGUGUUCACUCCUUUCAUUAAUCCUAUAAUAUACAGUUUAAGAAAUAAGGACAUAAUGAAAGCCGUGUGGGAAACAUUUUUUUUUUCUAUUUCAUUUUGA
Messenger RNA from Bufo bufo (common toad), 1296 nucleotides. Its product is annotated as olfactory receptor 154-like. Lineage: Eukaryota; Metazoa; Chordata; Amphibia; Anura; Bufonidae. The transcript is spliced from 2 exons. Gene Ontology annotation, cellular component: membrane. Gene Ontology annotation, molecular function: olfactory receptor activity; G protein-coupled receptor activity. The coding region runs from base 1 to 1296 and encodes 431 amino acids. The record is from RefSeq and is a predicted model, not a curated record. Gene Ontology annotation, biological process: G protein-coupled receptor signaling pathway.